Corylus avellana is the source of this 1659-nucleotide messenger RNA. Its product is annotated as UDP-glycosyltransferase 73C11-like. Gene Ontology annotation, molecular function: UDP-glucosyltransferase activity. NCBI's taxonomy places the organism in Eukaryota, Viridiplantae, Streptophyta, Magnoliopsida, Fagales, Betulaceae. The record is from RefSeq and is a predicted model, not a curated record.
AUGGCUUCUCAAGCUUAUCAGCAGCUUCACUUUAUUUUGUUUCCAAUGAUGGCGCAAGGCCACAUGAUUCCAAUGAUGGAUAUUGCCAAAUUGCUGGCGCAGCGAGGCGUGGUUGUCACCGUAGUCACCACAACACAUAAUGCUGCGCGUUUCGAACCAACCAUUGCUCGUGCAGUGCACUCUGGUCUCCAAAUCCAAGUCAUCCGACUUCACUUUCCAUAUCAAGAAGCAGGAAUACCAAACGGGUGUGACAAUCUCGACAAGCUUCCUUCACUACAACUGGCCAUGAAUUUCUUCGGUUCAACCAGCAAGCUGAAAGAGCCAGUGGAGAAGUUGUUUGAGGAGCUGGCACCGCCACCAAGCUGCAUAAUCUCCGACAUGUGCUUGCCGUGGACGGCUGAUAUUGCUAGCAAGUAUCACAUCCCAAGACUUUCGUUCCUCGGCGUAGGCUGCUUCUGUCUCUUGUGCUUUCACAAUUUACGUGUCCACAAAACUCACGAGACCAUAUCCUCGGAGUCUGAAUACUUUUUUGUGCCGGGCUUGCCUGAUCAUAUUGAAUUCACUAAAUCGCAAAUAGCUAUAACCGCAGAUCCACAAAUGGAAAAACUUGGCCAGAAAAUGAUAGAGGCUGAUUUAGCCUCAUAUGGGGUUCUGGUUAAUACUUUCCAGGAGCUAGAGCCAGAGUAUGUCAAAGAAUAUAGGAAGGCAAGAGAAGAUAAAGUCUGGUGUGUUGGCCCUGUUUCUCUUUGUAACAAUGAACAUUUAGAUAAGGCUGAGAGAGGUAACAAAGCCUCCAUUGAAGAAUAUCAAUGCUUGAAGUGGCUUGAUUCUCAACAACCCUGCUCUGUUGUCUAUGCCUGCCUUGGAAGCCUAUGUAAUCUAAUAACUUCCCAGUUGAUUGAGCUCGGAUUGGGAUUGGAAGAGUCAAAGAAACCAUUCAUUUGGGUCAUAAGGGGGUCAGCAAAAAACAAAGAAGAGUUGGAAAAGUGGAUUUCAGAAGACAGAUUUGAAGAAAGGAUUAAAGGGAGAGGCCUUUUGAUUCGGGGUUGGGCUCCCCAGUUACUGAUAUUGUCCCAUUCUUCAGUUGGAGGGUUCUUAACGCAUUGCGGUUGGAAUUCAACCAUAGAAUCAAUAUCUGCUGGGGUGCCGAUGCUUACAUGGCCGCUCUUUGGAGACCAGUUUAUCAAUGAGAAACUUGUAGUGCAGGUGAGAAAAAUUGGUGUGAGGGUUGGGGUGGAGGAUCCUGUGAAGUGGGGUGAGGAGGAGAAGAUUGGGGUGUUGGUGGAGAAGGAAGAUGUUAAGGCGGCCAUAGACAUGCUAAUGGAUGAAGGAGAGGAAAGAGAGGAGAGGAGGAAAAGAGCAAGAGAGCUCGGGGAUAUGGCAAAGAGAGCUGUUGCAGAUGGGGGGUCUUCUCAUGUCCAAAUUACACAGCUGAUUCAAGAAAUUAUGCGACAAGCAGGUUGUGAAGAGUCAACCUAACGGACUUAUAUUAAAGAUAGAGUUAUUUCUCUUCAUCUCAUGAUACCAAAGUGCAGAUUGUUGAUUGCUAAAUUCAUUUUGAUGUAAAAAAUUAUACGCGACUAGCAUGUAUUUUUAUGUGAUUGAUUUGUUCCUAUUUUAAUAAUAAUAAUAAUAGACACAAAAAAAAAAAAAGAAAAA